AUGUUCUGCGAGUACUUCUUUUUCUCAACUAAAAUUUUAUAAUUUCUAUAUUGCUCGCAACUGGUUUAUCUUACUUUGGCAUUGGAAUUUUGUUUUAGGAAUGUGAUUUUAAUUUGAAUGCUGAAUGGGAAGAAUAAAAAGAAUGACACCUUUUUGAACUUCUAUAUUUCUAUUUGGCACAUUUUGGUACUUUCUCAUCAUCAAUAAGGCACUUCAUAGCUAAGAAAGUUGGCAGCCCUGUUUGGAGUAUCUGGCUGGUGCAAUUUCUUGCCACACGUUGUAAGUUGGUGACUAAAAUAGCUGCAUUCCAUUAAACAUGGCAAAACGAGCUCAACCUGAUUGGAGUCCACCGGCCGCAAAGGAGCGUCCGAAAUUGCGACUGUUCAACAGCUUUACAAGGCAAAAGGAGGUGUUUGUCCCACUGGAUGGCAAUAAUGUAACUUGGUAUAGUUGCGGCCCAACCGUAUAUGAUGUAUCACACAUGGGACAUGCAAGGUCGUACAUUUCUUUCGAUAUUCUGCGGCGUAUCCUCUCUAACUAUUUCGGUUAUAAUAUUUUUUAUGUUAUGAAUAUUACUGAUAUUGAUGACAAGAUCAUUAAACGUGCACGACAAAAUUAUCUCUAUGAACGUUAUGUGAGCACAGCCUCUUCGAUACCACUGGAUAAAUUGUUAGUGGACCAAACGGAGGUUUUGAAGCAAUUCAACGCUAUCUGCCGUGGAACGACUGAUCAUGACAAGAAAAUUAUGUAUGAACGAAUGCUUAUAAGAAUGAAUGAAGCAACGGAAACGCUUAUUAUGGCUGUGGCCAGCAAUGAUCCAGAAAAAAUUGAUGAAGCGCGCUCACUGUAUUUGAAGGAGUCAAAAGAGCCCAUAGCCGAGUGGCUGGAUCGCAAAGAAGGCUCGAAAAUUACUGAAAAUUCAAUAUUUGAAACACUGCCACGUUAUUUUGAGGGCGAAUACCACAGAGAUAUGCAGGCGCUCAACAUAUUACCGCCAGAUGUACUUACACGUGUAUCAGAAUACGUGCCGCAGAUUAUCAAAUUCAUUGAACAAAUCUUUGAUAAUAAACUUGCAUACGAAGCAAAUGGCUCCGUAUACUUUGAUGUGAAUGCUUUUGACAAGCAAGAGAAGCAUCAUUAUGCAAAACUUGUACCAGAGGCAUAUGGCGAUACCAAGUCACUGCAGGAAGGCGAGGGUGACUUAUCUAUUGCGGCAGAUAGGCUCUCUGAAAAGCGCUCACCAAACGAUUUUGCACUGUGGAAAACUAGCAAAGCUGGAGAACCAUCAUGGGAAAGUCCUUGGGGUAGAGGACGUCCAGGCUGGCAUAUCGAGUGUUCAGCUAUGGCUUCUGAUAUAUUUGGACCAAUGUUUGAUAUUCACACUGGUGGUGUGGAUCUAAAAUUCCCCCAUCAUGACAACGAAUUGGCGCAAUCGGAAGCAGCAUUUAAUCAAUCGGAAUGGGUUAAAUAUUUCCUGCACACGGGUCACUUGACCAUUGCUGGGUGCAAAAUGUCAAAAUCAUUAAAAAAUUUCAUUACGAUACAAGAGGCAUUGAAGAAAAACACCCCUUGUCAAUUACGGCUUGCAUUUCUUCUACACUCCUGGAAAGAUACUCUUGAUUACUCCAGCAACACGAUGGAUAUGGCCUGUCAAUAUGAGCGAUUUAUGAAUGAAUUCUUUUUAAAUAUAAAAGAUUUAACUCGACAUAUACAAACUGGUCCAGCAGGUUCAGAGUUUAGCGCAUGGACAAGUGCCGAGGCUGCCUUGCAAGAAAAACAUAAGCUAACGCGUGAUGCAGUACAUGAGGCCUUAUGUGACAACAUUGACACUCGCAGCGCGCUAGAUGCUCUGCGAGAGUUAGUUUCCUUUACCAAUGUGUAUAUGAGAGACAAUAAAGAUCGCUUGAAUUGUAUUUUACUUCGUCGCAUUGCCGAGUAUAUAACGGAUAUUUUGCACAUAUUCGGCGCUAUUCAAGGGCCCCGUGGUGGCAUAGGUUUUCCCGUUGGUGCAGGCGAUAGUAAUGUGGACAUCGAAACCACAUUGUUACCAUAUGUAGAUGCGGUAGCCGAAUUCCGAAAUAAUGUCCGCGAGGAAGCGAAAACCAUAAAAGCGAAUGCUAUUUUAGAAAUGUGCGACAAGUUGCGGGAUGACGUUCUACCUAAUUUGGGCGUGCGUCUUGAGGAUAAAGAAAAUGGAAAAUAUGCUGUCAAGUUGGUGGAUCGAGAAGUAUUGCUGAAGGAACGUGAAGCGAAAAAAGCUGCUGAGGCAGAGCGCCUAGCUGAGAAGCAACGCAAACAGGAAGCUGCUGCGAAGCAGACGGCUGCCAAAGAAGCGCAAAAAAGAAUUAGUCCCAAGGAGAUGUUCUUUAAUGAAAAAGACAAAUACUCACAAUUUGAUGAAAAUGGGUUACCUACGCACGAUGUCGAUGGCAAAGAGAUAAGUAAAGGCCUGCUUAAGAAGCUAACUAAGCUGCAGCAGCAACAAGAAGCGCGGUAUAAAGAGUACCUGUCGUCAACAACUAACGGCAAUUAAAUUAAUUUUUUUCUUAUAGUAAUGCAAUAAAAUUUUGAUAUUUAAUAAAUAAAAACAAAAAAGGUUGG
This is a messenger RNA of Rhagoletis zephyria (snowberry fruit fly), 2601 nucleotides long. It is a transcript of the gene CysRS, whose product is annotated as cysteine--tRNA ligase, cytoplasmic. Gene Ontology annotation, cellular component: cytoplasm. Lineage: Eukaryota; Metazoa; Arthropoda; Insecta; Diptera; Tephritidae. Gene Ontology annotation, molecular function: ATP binding; cysteine-tRNA ligase activity. The record is from RefSeq and is a predicted model, not a curated record. Gene Ontology annotation, biological process: cysteinyl-tRNA aminoacylation.